Molecule: messenger RNA, 3668 nt
Organism: Phlebotomus argentipes
Lineage: Eukaryota; Metazoa; Arthropoda; Insecta; Diptera; Psychodidae
Gene: wit
Product: bone morphogenetic protein receptor type-2
Exons: 4
Coding region: 47-2563 (838 amino acids)
Biological process (GO): protein phosphorylation; BMP signaling pathway; cellular response to growth factor stimulus
Cellular component (GO): signaling receptor complex; plasma membrane
Molecular function (GO): ATP binding; transforming growth factor beta receptor activity
Source: RefSeq, a predicted model, not a curated record
CCCUUAAAGUACUCCAAUUGAUAAUUUAUCCCCACAAUUUCCAACCAUGAAUGCGGUGUACCUUUCGAUUUUCACUACCCUGACUCUGGCUUGGCUUCUCUGCUGCACAGCCGCUCCGCAGAGUCGCAUUUGCGUCAAGUCAAUCACCCAGGCUCAGGAUCCAAGGAGUGACGAAGCAGCCGAAAACGAUUCAUCAUACGAAGACGAUUUUGGGGAUGAUGAUGAGUUUGAGAAGUACGACAUUCAGCAGAGCAACUUGGCAUCCAAUUACAAUUUAUCGAUCGGAACGACAAUUUGCGAGCGAAAAUUUAAUUUUUGCCACGCUCUGUGGAGAAUUGAUGCACACGGGAAUGUAACCAUUGCCAGUCAAGGAUGCUGGGAGUCCGAUUCGAAGGCAUCUUGCGACCAGAGCGAAUGCAUCAGCCGCAACACCCUGAAUCGGGACAGUAAUCGCUACCUCUUCUGUUGUUGCUCGGAGAACCUCUGCAACGACCGGAUGACCAGCGUGACUGAAGAGGGCGAAGAUAUUGACGAUAUCUGGGCCAGUCAGUCGCCAUCUCCUGCCCCGGACGCUUCCAUUCUGCAGAAUCCCUUUGUGUGGAUCGCCAUCGCGUUCGCCUGUCUCAUCCCAUUGUCCGUGAUUAUCAUCGUCAUUUGCAAGCGAGGAGAGAAAUCUCAGCCGGAAUUAGCUCCACUGGCGCCAUCAGGACCCGGGUACAGCUCCAAUCUUCACAAUGUGGAUAAUCUCAAGCUCUGCGCCAUGAUUGGACAGGGAAAGUACGGCACAGUGUGGCGCGGAUCGGUCAACGAGCAACCUGUGGCCGUGAAGAUCUUCCCAGGGCAGCACAAGCAGUACUUCAUCAACGAGAGAGACAUCUACACGCUCCCCAUCAUGGACGAUUGUUCCCUGCUCAUGUACUUCGGCUGCGACGAGCGCCGGACGAUGGAGGACAACAUUGAGUACCUCCUAGUGCUGUCUCUGGCGCCGCUGGGAUGCCUGCAGGACUGGUUGACUGAGAACACAACCGCCUAUGCUGUCUUCUGCUCCAUGGCCAAAUCAGUAGCGCACGGUCUGGCGCACAUGCACACCGAGAUGCGCAAGGGUGACCUCUUGAAGCCCUGCAUCUGCCACAGGGAUCUCAACAGCCGAAACAUCCUCGUGAAGGCGGAUUUGACUUGCGUCCUGUGCGACUUCGGUUUCGCCAUGAAGACCUUUGGGCCCAGAUACGAGUACAGAGGCGAAAUAGCUCUGGCCGAGACGAAGAGCAUCAACGAGGUGGGUACUCUUCGCUACAUGGCACCCGAAGUGCUCGAGGGCGCGGUGAACUUGAGAGAUUGCGAGUCCGCCCUCAAGCAGAUCGAUGUCUAUGCCCUGGGACUGGUUCUCUGGGAGCUCAGCACGAGAUGCCAGGAUUUCUACCCCGAGGGACAGGGCACAGCCGACUACCGAGCGCCUUACGAGGCGGAAGUGGGCAAGAACCCAACUUACGAGCAGAUGCAGGUGUUCGUGUCUCGCCACAAAGCGCGACCACUCUUCCCGCCCACUUGGGGCGGCGGGAUUGCCGGCAAGAUAAUCAGAGAAACAUGCGAGGAGUGCUGGGAUCAGGACGCAGAAGCUCGCCUGACGGCGCUGUGCGUGGAAGAAAGACUCCACGAGUUGUCGUCCCUGCGACCCAAGACCACCACGAUGGGAAGCCCGCCUGUGACCACAAACAAUGUGGUGAACUCUCUGAAGAGCAUCUCCCCCAUCUGUCCCAGCGACACCGUCAUUAUCACGCCGCCCAACCAAAUUAUCCCCAAGACGGAGACCGCAGAACACACAGCAGACGCCGAAGGGGUGAGACAUUCCAGCCAUUGCCGAAAGCUCGUGGAGAGUGAGUCAGCCACUGAAGUGAGGCUGGCCAAUGGAGAGAGAAAGUUCAACGGCUGGAAUGGCGUUCGAUCCAUGAUCAAGAAGAAACUCUUCAAGCGCGCCAGCGUUUGUGAGGAGAAGUCCCACUUGAUGAACAACAAACUCUCGCUGCCCGUGAGCGUUGAUAGCAUCUCUUGCCCAGAGAUUUGUCAGGAAUCUUCACAAGAAGCCCCGCCGAAGCCUCGCCAGAGACCGAGCAAUCUCAAUCUCGCUCCCAUUCAUUUUGAGUCCAGCUCCGAGUCUGGUGGCUAUUUCGAGAACAACCUCAUCAGAAACUCCCUGAGAGGUCAGCUGAAGGCACUUGAGUCCAGCGACUCCAUUGAGAAUUACCAGAGACGCGGAGAGCACACUGAUCCACUGCCGGCGAGAAUCGUCACAUCGAAGUCCGCCAAUGCAGUGAAGAAUCUCAAUGAUCCCUCGCUGAGGCAGCUGAUGCUCACGGACAAGCAGAUCAAGCGCCAGCGAUCCCUGGAGGUGUUCAGGGAAGUGUUCGGCCCCACCAAGGGCAGCGUGGAGAAGCUAAGAGAUCCCAGCCAGAGAGUGAAGACGCCCGGAGACGUUCCGCCGUCCGUUCGGAAAGUGCGAGCCUCCAAGACACUCUCGCUGUACGACGACCGCAUGAUGGACUCCACGUUGGGCAACAUUCUCUAGCACGAGGAGGUGCUGUUGCUGGAGCUGUAAGUGGGCAACAGGACAGGAAGCGAGGCUCUAAUGUUUAGUUUCUCAGUAGAAGACACGUUAAUGUAGGAUUUUCAUACAGGAGAUCAAAAUAGUCCUUAAGGUGAGCGAUGAGAGGCAGUGAUGAUUCAUUUUUGUAUCAAAACAACGCCCAGUUAAGUGGAAAACUCGAAUAGAAGAGUUCUCUUAUGAUUUUCCCAGCAUUUCUCCUCUGCAGAGCAAAAGUUUUGUCAAUUUCAAUGAAAUAUUAAGAAACUUCCAAAAGUGAUAUUCAUGAAUAACUCCAUGAAAUCCUGAAAUAUAUUUUCCCAUAUCACAAACAAACAAUAUCCAAAUUUAUCAUCACUGCCACGUGAGAGAGUGAGUGAAGGUGAAUCUUGUAUGUUGAGUAAGCACAAGAAAAUGUAUUCAGAAAACUUAUUUAUAGGAAACAUUUGCAUUAGCAAAAAGUACUCAAUGGAGAAAAACAAGGCAGAUGAAUUUAAUUAAGCGGACAACAAUAUUAACUCCCCCCAUCAAAACGGUGAAGUUUAAUGUUUAACACAUAUAUUUUACCGAGAGAGUCACUGAAGCGGCAUUAAAACUGGUGUAAACAUUCAAUGCACUUUGUUGUGCAGCAUCAUUCGAGACAGGAGAGAUUAAGCAUACAAUGUUGUAUGCCUUGUAACAAUUGCUAUUCUAUUAAUAAAUCCAUGACGAAAUUUGUCCAUGCGACAGACAAAAGACGCUGGCCGACACAGAAUGUAAUGAAUGCUAAUGUAUUGUUAAUUAGUCUGAUAUAUUUAAUGAGUUUUCGCCAAAUAUCACUCACAAACACUUCAGAGAGACACCCGAAAAUGCGUUUACACCAGUUGUCGCAGUGAAGAAUGUAACACAGAGGAUGGAUUAGAAUAAAAUUUCACAAUAUUUAUGACAUGACUUUAAAUAAUAUUCAAUUUAUUUAUACUUUCUGUUGUUUCUCUUCGAUCUCUCCACACCACAAAGCCAUCAUUCUUUCUGUUACCAUCUUAUGGAAAUAAACACGAAUUUAAAUUACAUUACACGCUUAUACAGAUGAAUGAUUUUAAUUUAGAGAAUG